Messenger RNA from Parus major (Great Tit), 895 nucleotides. It is a transcript of the gene MINDY4B, whose product is annotated as MINDY family member 4B. Gene Ontology annotation, molecular function: K48-linked deubiquitinase activity; cysteine-type deubiquitinase activity. The transcript has 7 exons. The record is from RefSeq and is a predicted model, not a curated record. Gene Ontology annotation, biological process: protein K48-linked deubiquitination. Lineage: Eukaryota; Metazoa; Chordata; Aves; Passeriformes; Paridae. The coding region runs from base 560 to 895 and encodes 111 amino acids.
GCAGGAGCUGCUCUUCAGGAGCACGACCCCCCUGUUCAGCCGAGAGUGGGCAGCAGCUCGCUUCAGGUUCCACCCGCCACACUCGGAUCUGGCCUACGCUCUGCAGGCAGGAAAGGGAGGAACAAGAGCCAUCCUGGCAGCUGUACAAGCACACAUCAUCACAUACCUGCUCUUCACAAGAGACACAGAAUGUUCUCACCUGGAAAGGUAAGUGCUGGGCCUCACGGCACACAUAAAAAUUAUUUCCGCGCAGUGUUUGCUCAGUGCCAGCCUCUGAGCUCAGGCAGACCGGAUCCAGGUUCAGCUGUGCAGAUACAGGUGGGGAUAUGCACUGGGAGAGAAGCUUUGGCUGGCCCCCAGGCAAGGCUUCCUCCCACCAAAUCUCUGAUUUCGGGACACGUGUCCCCCAGUCCCAGCCCCUGCUGUCCCCUGGCACAGGCUGUGCCGGCUCGGGCGGCACCAGCAGGGGCAGGCACUGGCCACAGCCCUGGCAGAGACCCUGUGGGCAGCAGGAGGAGGUGGCAGAGCCGUGGUGUGCCUUGUCACUGCCCCUAUCACCAUGGUGCCACGCGAGGGCUGCAGAGCCAGCAGCUUCACAGACAGAACCCGGCUGUUCGAGUUCUCGGAGAAAGCUGCUGCUCAGGGCUUCAUCUCUGAUCACAUCAACUGUUUCAAAGGUGAAGGAAGCCAUGGAGUGAUCCUGUUUUUGUACAGUUUGCUUUUCUCUAGGACACUUGAAAGGGUCCAAGAGGAUUUGGGUGGCACAGCUCCUCUGCUGAGCAUCAGUUCUGGAAACAUCACCUGUACAGAGGCCGUGCUCAGCCUGAUGCUCACCGGACGGGCCAGCCCCAGGGAGCUCGGCGGGGACCGGGAGCCGGGAACCGAUCCUAUCUGA